CCCAGCUCCUAUCACCACCAUGUCCUCUUCACUCACCAGGCUCCGUCCAUAUCAAACCCCCUUCUUUCGCAACUUUCGUAGCUUUAGCUCCUCGUCUCAACUUAGCUCCCGCCUCCGCCAACCAGGCGAACCCACAGGCCCCAACGAACCCCCCACUCACAUCUCCUCGUCCCCCUCCAAGUCGCCCCUCAAAGUUUGGCCGAUCAUCCUGAUCUUCGCAACAGGCAGCUUCUUAUUCAAGAAGAUUGUGGAUCAGCGAAAGGGAGAAGGAUAUCAGCCCAAGGGACCAGUACAAGGACACUCGCCGAGUGGAAAGGGAACUGUGCAGCCAUCGCACCCCCAUUAGGCCAUUGCAACGUCACGCAAAGGACCUGUAUAGCGAUUUGAAAGCAGAUAACUCGAAAGAAACGCAAAGAUGCCAGCAAUUGAGAAGCUCGGCGCAACAACGCGCACCUCGCCCCUCUGGUCCGCCUCGGAGGUCACGGUCAUUUUCGUGCUCGGCGGCCCCGGUGCAGGAAAAGGCACGCAAUGCCAGAAGCUCGUUUCAGACUAUGGAUUCAAGCACCUUUCCGCCGGCGACUUGCUGCGUGAGGAGCAGGACCGCCCUGGUAGCGAGUUUGGCGAGAUGAUCAAGUCGAACAUCAAGGAGGGUAUCAUUGUGCCCAUGGAAGUCACGAUUCAGUUGCUCGAGAACGCUAUGAAGGCACAGAUAGAAGCUGAGGGCGAAGCCUGGAAGAAGCUGUUCUUGAUUGACGGCUUUCCCCGUAAACUCGACCAAGCCCAUGCCUUCGAGCGCACCGUCGUCCCUUCAAAAUUCACCCUUUUCUUUGACUGCUCCGAAGCCGUCAUGGAGAAACGCUUGCUACAGCGCGGCGAGACAUCCGGCCGUUCGGACGAUAACCUCGAGUCGAUUAAAAAGCGCUUCCGCGUUUUCGUUGAAACUAGCAUGCCUGUCGUGAACGAGUUUGAGAGCCAGAACAGGGUUGUGAAGGUCAGUGCAGAGAGAAGCCCAGAGGAGGUGUAUAGGGAUGUGCAGGCGAAGUUCAGGGAGAGGGGUGUGGAGCCCAUUACGAUCAAGUUCGUAAAGACUGCUUAAGAGCGCGAAGGUAGAGGCGGCAAAGCAGGCGAUGGCUCUUUGAGCGUACACAUUAGAUAGAGUAGCAUAUAUGAUAGACGAUAUGGCUUCGGUGAUACACAGAAAUCUCACGCAGCAACGGAUUUCUUUCUGCUGAUCUUUGUUCUAGCAUCUGUCAUAUCAAGUAAAUCCUCUCAAAGCACAUGAAAUUAAGAAAACCGUGAAUGCAUCAGCU
Messenger RNA from Cucurbitaria berberidis CBS 394.84, 1310 nucleotides. Its product is annotated as UMP-CMP kinase-like protein. Bases 416 to 1096 code for a protein of 226 amino acids. Lineage: Eukaryota; Fungi; Ascomycota; Dothideomycetes; Pleosporales; Cucurbitariaceae. Gene Ontology annotation, cellular component: cytoplasm; nucleus. The transcript is spliced from 3 exons. Gene Ontology annotation, biological process: UDP biosynthetic process; CDP biosynthetic process; 'de novo' pyrimidine nucleobase biosynthetic process. The record is from RefSeq and is a predicted model, not a curated record. Gene Ontology annotation, molecular function: UMP kinase activity; ATP binding.